UUAACCAUGUGUUUUUGUUCUUUCUAUUGCUAUAGCCACCUCCCAUCAUGUCUAGGAAAGUGAUAACAAAACCUAUGAAGUCAACUCUAUUGCCUUCAGAUUCUCAAAACUCCAACUUGAGGAAAACUUCAAAAACUCUCAAGCAACAGCCCAAAGAAACAGUGCAGUUUAAGGAGGAACAAAAGGUUUUAACCUUAUUGGAAAACUGCUUCAGUCAAGUGGAAGUGGCAUUGACUUUGCAGCCGGACCACGUAGCUGACAUCAAGGACAUUUCACUGUGUAGGGCACUUCAAAGACAUCAGUCAUUAUGUGAGAGAUUAGAGAGAACAGAGGAGCAAAGCGGUAUAGUGGGAAAAGACGGUAAUGAUGCACUAUUUAAAAGUGAAGUCAAAAGGUCCUACAAAAAUGUGAUGAGGGGUUUUCGAAAUGCUGCUGCUGAUUUUGCUCAAAUAAAACAAGGAUUAGAUACAGAAAUGGGAAAAACGGAGCAGGUGUUCUACAAAAAUCUCCAAACAAUAAUUCACUGUACACUUGAAGAAGCCAAAGAAGAAGAACCCAUGUUAAAGAUCACUCCUUUGCAAGAUCGUAAAAGCGAGGUAGCACUAGAUGAGAAAAUAGCAAAUUUGACCAAACUGAUGAGCAGAAUUGAUGAAAACAUAGAGGAUUGUAAAGCCAGUAUGGAUAAUUUGAAAAUACCACAAGAAUCUGAGACACCUCUCACAGAUCUCACAGAAUACCAGUCAUACGUGAGCACACCAGAGCAGCAAAGACUUCAGCAAGAACUGGACCAACUCAAUGCCCAGCUCAAUAAGCUGUUUUUGGAGGACAGAAUGAAAGAGAGAGACAUUCAGGAGGGAACUGAUGUGCUGGAAGCAAAAAUUGAAUAUGUCACUGAGGAAUUUGAUGAGAAAAUGGAAGAGAUUCAGGCUGAUCUGGAGGCGAGAGAGGCUGAGCUGCAUAAGAAUGAGGAGGAGCUGAGCAGCCUGGCGGUACUGUACAAUACUCUGGAGAGGCAAGAAAAAGAGAGGAUGAAAGAGGAGAUGAAACAGAAAAACGAAGAAAUGCUUCAGUCUAAAAAGGAGGCGGACAAAAUAUACGCAGAGCGACAGCAGCUCAAGGCUCAGAAGAGGAAAGAGGAUCUGCAAAGUUUACAAGAUUUUCACAGAACACAAAUGGCUGAAAAACACUCAAAGCAACAGCAGCACAUGCAAGACACAGAGAGGUUUGAAAGCUACACUGUAAAAAAUGUCUGUGAAAAUUACAGAGAAUAACUGUGAAAUGGCAACAGUAAUAAACCAUAAAAUGUAAAAUUGUUUAUUACUGUAGUUUAAACAUUAAAUUACCUUAAAUCAAGAAACUGCCGAAAACUGUAUUUUUAACUGUUUUAGCAUGUGAAAUACUGGGUGAAAAACUGUGAAAUUGCAACAGUAUCAGACUGUAAAAUUAAAAAUAGUAUAUUACUGUAUUAUACACAGUAUACACAUUAAAUUACCUUUAAAACAAAAAACAGACCAAAACUUAAUUUUUUACAUUUGUAACAUGUGGAAAUUGUGGUGGAAAACUGUGAAAUGCCAACAGUAAUAG
Molecule: messenger RNA, 1584 nt
Organism: Boleophthalmus pectinirostris (great blue-spotted mudskipper)
Lineage: Eukaryota; Metazoa; Chordata; Actinopteri; Gobiiformes; Gobiidae
Product: probable DNA double-strand break repair Rad50 ATPase
Exons: 6
Coding region: 48-1271 (407 amino acids)
Source: RefSeq, a predicted model, not a curated record